AUGAAGGAGUUUCAAGAUAAGAUUGAUGUUGGCAGGACUGCAAAUUGGACUGUAUCAUCAGCAAAGCCAGGCUUUGGUAUCGAACAACUACUUGAUGAGAAUCUAUCAACAUUCUGGCAGUCCGAUGCACAACAACCUCAUCAUAUAACAAUACAACUCAAUAGGAGAUAUGAACUUGAGAACUUAUUGUUGUAUACUGAUUUCAAAGAGGAUGAGAGUUAUACACCAUCACAACUAUCGAUAAAGGUUGGCAACAGUUAUCAUGAUCUCGAAGAGAUGAUCAAUACAGAGUUGGAUAAACCUUCAGGUUGGAUUAACAUACCAUUCAAUAUGAAUGAUCAACAAAAAGUGAUCAAGGCCACAAUGUUACAAAUAUCAAUAUUAUCCAAUCAUCAAAAUGGUAGAGAUACUCAUAUAAGACAUAUCAAAGUGCUUGGAAAGAAGGUGACAUUGGAGACCAAGCUAAAGAUACCAAACUUCACUUUACAUCACAACAAACAACCAGAGUUAAACUUUUAUAACUCAAUUAGAUAA
Molecule: messenger RNA, 534 nt
Organism: Acytostelium subglobosum LB1
Lineage: Eukaryota; Evosea; Eumycetozoa; Acytosteliales; Acytosteliaceae
Exons: 4
Coding region: 1-534 (177 amino acids)
Biological process (GO): protein K11-linked ubiquitination; anaphase-promoting complex-dependent catabolic process
Cellular component (GO): anaphase-promoting complex
Source: RefSeq, a predicted model, not a curated record